This is a messenger RNA of Columba livia (rock pigeon), 3744 nucleotides long. RefSeq names its product potassium voltage-gated channel subfamily V member 2-like. Bases 1521 to 3041 code for a protein of 506 amino acids. NCBI's taxonomy places the organism in Eukaryota, Metazoa, Chordata, Aves, Columbiformes, Columbidae. The record is from RefSeq and is a predicted model, not a curated record. Gene Ontology annotation, molecular function: protein binding; delayed rectifier potassium channel activity. Gene Ontology annotation, biological process: protein homooligomerization; potassium ion transmembrane transport. The transcript has 2 exons. Gene Ontology annotation, cellular component: voltage-gated potassium channel complex; membrane.
AGCACACAUUGGCUGCCACAGGAAAACGAAAUACAGGGAGCAGAGUGAAUGGGGAGGGAGAAGGAGAAGAGAAACUGCUUGUACAAGCACCAGAGGUGCUGCUGCAGAACAGAGGACAAGCGGGAAGCUUAGGUGAAAAACUUAAGGCUGUGUGAGCUUAUUCCUCCUUCAUUAGCACAGGUGAAAGGAGGGGAAUGCCCCGCAGUGCAGGAUGGGGCCUCAGUGAUCCCAGCGGGACAGGGCUGAGCUGAGGCUGCUGGAAGUGCUGCCAGGGCUGUGUCAUCAGCUGUCACCAGCCUGUCCCAGGUCUAAUCUGAGCUCGAGCUGCAGAGCUGAGACUGUUGACGGGGCAGAGCCGCCUGCUGUGUGCAGUGGGGAGCACAGCCGGGGGGUAAAUGCAGCAGUCACACCUCUUCCUACUGCAAGAGCAUCCAGGUUCUGCUUCCUGAUCUGUGAGCUGAGUGUUUCAGGGUUGAAAGAAAUAAUGCUUUUAUGGAUCUUAUGCCAAAACUUGCGACCAUGUUUGUGACAGCAAUUUCCCUUCCUCUGUCUGGUGCCAGAAGCAUUUUUGUUGUCCUAAUCCCCAGGCUCAGCAACUUCAACUGUGGAGCCUGAGCUGCUUUUCAGCCUGGAAGCAGCUUUGUACUCCAGGUCUCUGUAUUUAAUUAGAUCAGCUCAUGGAAAUCAAUGUGGUGGUUCACAUGCCGGGGUAGAGUUGUGUCCCAGGGUGAGACAUCAAAGAUCAGCCCAUUUAAUUUUUAUUCCCCUUUCACUUGCAAAUCCAAAGGAUUAUUUCCUUCUCUUCAGUUGCCAUAGCCCAGGGGAACUUUUAGUGCACACCUGCAUCUCUGGUGUCCCCCUCCAUGUCCCCGCUCCUGCCGGUGGCAGUGAUGGGGCUGACAGCUCCACUGCCUGGAGGGCGAGAUAGUUCCUUCACCUCUUCCCUGUAAAUCUGUACCAUGGCCUUGAGGGACAACCCGGGAGGUACCGACCGUUUCCUUUCUCAGAGCUGCACCCGUGUGUUUAACGAAUGGCUGGUGCCAAGAGCAGCAGCUGUUGUGGGGGUACAGAGCUGAUACAAAUCCUGCGUGUCUGCACCUCUUUGGGCCUUUCCAGGUUAAAUCAAGGCAAGUUCAUGCUCUCUGUUCAGCUUGCUGCGGUGGGUGCCCUCCUUGGAAACAGAGUAGUGUGCGACAAAUGCAAACAGCUAAUAAGAACAGACUAAGGAAACGUGCAGCGCUGGAAAUAGUUCCUUACAUAAAGGAGGACUAGUGCUUCAAGCUCAUUAUUGUCUUAAGGAGCAGGCACUUAGCUGCCUCCGACUCCUACGACGCAAACGGCAAUCGGCUUUGGGAGCCGGGCAGGUGCCACGUGGCACCGUGACACAGGCAGUGUCCUCGGGCAGCGGCUCCUCCGAGCUCCCACCCCUGUCCCUGCGCUGGGCAAGGGUGUCCCCAUGGAGCCAGAGCUGCCGUCCUGCAGCCCCUAGCGGGACUCACCGCGUCGGAGGGUCAGGCACAAUGAGGCAGCCGGGGCCGAGACGCGCGAGUCUGGCUGCCAGCCUGAAGAUCGGGGCUCGCCGGGGCCGCCGGACACCCGAGGAAGAGGAGGUCCACAUCCCCUUUGCGCAGGACAGCCUGGUGAAGCCAUGGAGCUCCAUGCAGAACGUGACGGACAGAAACCAGGAGAAAAGCAAGACUCCCAUCCAAAGGAACAAGUGCCUGCUCAACAUUAACGUGGGCGGCAAAUUGUUCCACAUCGCUUGCAAGGUGGUGGCCCGGUAUCCUGUCACCAGGCUGGGGAAGCUGGCGCUUCACACAGACCCCAUGAAGAAGCUGCAGCUCUGUGAUGACUACUCCGUGCAGAAGAACGAGUACUUCUUUGACAGAGAUCCUUCCAUUUUCCACUACAUCUUCCACUUCUACCGCAGUGGGGUCCUGUGGAUCAUGGAUGAGAUGUGCCCCAGUAACUUUGUGGAGGAAAUCGAGUACUGGGGAAUCCAUCUGAAAUACUCCCAGCGCUGCUGCCGGAUCCUGUUUGAGGAAAAACAAGAUGAACUCAGUGAGUACCUAAAAAUACAGAAGGAGCUGGAGGCAGAACUGGAGCCCCUGGACUCAGCAGGGCAGUUUGAGGGCAAAUUUCUGGGUCGGUUUCGGAAGAUGAUCUGGAACCUCACUGAGAACCCAUACUCUUCUGUCCCAGCCAAGAUCAUCGCUGUCAUGUCCAGCUUAUUUGUGCUUAUCUCCAUUGUGGGCAUGACACUGAGCACCGUGGAGGAGUUGAAACACAAGACCGGGAAGAGGUGGAUGGAGCAUCUGGAGAUGAUCUGUGCCAUCUUCUUCACUUCUGAAUACCUCAUGCGGCUCAUAUCCUCCUCCAACUUCAAGAACUUUUUGCGGGCAGCAUUUAACGCUGUAGACCUGGUGGCCAUCCUGCCCUUCUACGUCCAGAUCCUCUUUGAAAACCUGGACGAAGCAGACACGCUUUACCACGAGGAACUGCACCGGGUGGAGAACGUCAGCAAGCUGGGCAAAGUCCUCAAGAUCAUCAAGCUCAUGAGGAUCUUCCGCAUCCUCAAGCUGGCGCGCCACUCCACUGGCCUGCGGGCCUUUGGCUUCACCAUCCGCCAGUGCUACCAGCAGGUUUGCUGCCUCUUCCUCUUCAUCGCCAUGGGGGUCUUCACCUUCUCUGCUCUCAUGCACUCCGUGGAACAUGAUGUCCCAGGCACUAACUUCACCAGCAUCCCCUACGCGUGGUGGUGGGCAGCGGUCAGCCUCUCCACGGUGGGCUACGGAGACACGGUGCCUGACACAAUACUCGGCAGGAUAGUGGCAUUUGGCUGCAUAUCCUUUGGCAUCAUCCUCAACGGCAUGCCCAUCUCCAUCCUCUACAACAAGUUCUCUGACUACUACGCCAAGCUGAAGGCCCACGAGAACGAGACCAGCCACUCGCUCAAGCUCUCCAGGAGGUUCCGCCUGAAGGAGCGAGCCCUGCGGAAGCUGUCGGAGUGCUGCAGAGCUGACCCGCCCUGUCACCACUGACCUUCACCUCCAGACACCCCCCUGCCCUGACGUGUCCUGCCCUCCAGCCUGGCCGUGCCCAGCAGGUCCUGGCCCCUGGGGAGGCUCUGCUGCUGUCGUGCAGGUGCCACUGCCAGCUUGGGCUGUUUGGGUGGGAUGAAAUGUGCCCCUGAUGGUGUUGUGACUUUCCUCAAUAUCACGUGCUGGAGGCUGCUGUCCCGCAGCGUGGUCAGUGAAGGACCAGCUGACGCUGUACAGCCAAGGCAGGGUGUCUGUCUGUCUGUCAUGGUCAGGGGCAUGGGACACCCUGAGGACACGUGGAGUGAGCAGGGAGGGUGGAUGGGGCUGAACUCUGCCACCUUUCUAAGGAUGGCCCAUGUGGACACCUGUGAUGUGACGAAGGCCAGCGUGACACUGCGCAGGCACUGCUCUGCUCCCAGGUUGAGGGGACACAGACAGAGCCCUGUGACUGUCUCAGCAUUCAGCCCAGGCUGAGUCCAGCCUAACAGUUUGGGUAGAAGCCCCUAGAAAAGACCAGCUGUGCAUCCUUCCAACCAAGGCUGCUUUCCUCCCCCCUGCCCCGGAGCCUGGUCCUGGCUCGGGGUGCUGCUGCCAUGGAGCCGCAGGCACCCGGGGGUGCAGAGCUGGCAGUCACAGCAUCCCCAGAGACAGACGUUGAAUAAACCGGGCCAAAACCAUUCUCUGGCUCGGAUUAUUGACCAAA